ACGAAAGACACCUAUGUCUAUGUUUUAAUUUUAGAUGAAAUAUUUUAAUUUCAACAAAUUGAUUUUUGCAAAUAUAUUUAUUAAUAGGCAGAUCUCAUGAAAUUAAAAUUACAAAAUGGAACAAAGUGUUGAUGUAUCUGAUACGGAGAAGAAGACAAAAUAUAGUAGAGAAUUUAAAGUUAAAGCUGCUUUUUUUCUCACUGGAGUUUCUGGAAUAGCGGCAUUAGCAGGUUUUGGUGCGACACUUGCUGCUGCCAGAAAACAAGACCCAAAAUACUUCGGAAAAGGAAUGUUAGCUACAAAAGAAUUACCUGAAACAGGUGCAAAUUUAGCUAUACGAGCACUUGGCUGGGGAACUUUGUAUGCUGUUACAGGUUGUGGGAUUUUAUUUUAUAGUGUUUGGAAGUUAUCUGGAGCAAAAAAUAUAGAAGAAUUCCGUUACAAAGUAGGGUCAAUAUGGCCAAAGAUACCAAAGAACGAUCCUCCCCAAGGUAGAACUGAGUUUAGUGGAUUAAAUGAUUUAUUAGAGUAUUUACAACAUCAAAAAGGUGUUAGAUAGCUUUAAUAAAAAACCUUUUUGAAUUAA
Molecule: messenger RNA, 586 nt
Organism: Anoplophora glabripennis (Asian longhorned beetle)
Lineage: Eukaryota; Metazoa; Arthropoda; Insecta; Coleoptera; Cerambycidae
Product: transmembrane protein 242
Exons: 3
Coding region: 116-559 (147 amino acids)
Source: RefSeq, a predicted model, not a curated record